Ochlerotatus camptorhynchus is the source of this 2189-nucleotide messenger RNA. RefSeq names its product RAS oncogene family member Rab8 (gene Rab8). Gene Ontology annotation, molecular function: GTP binding; GTPase activity. The record is from RefSeq and is a predicted model, not a curated record. Bases 555 to 1181 code for a protein of 208 amino acids. The transcript has 5 exons. Lineage: Eukaryota; Metazoa; Arthropoda; Insecta; Diptera; Culicidae. Gene Ontology annotation, biological process: endocytic recycling; protein secretion; regulation of exocytosis. Gene Ontology annotation, cellular component: synaptic vesicle; plasma membrane; trans-Golgi network transport vesicle.
UCAAAAACCAGCCAUCAUUCAUCAGCGGAGUAGUAGUAGAAAAGGUGUAAAAUACUACUGCUAAAAGUAUUUUUCAUCGCCGUCCCGUCUUUGGCCCCGGAACAAGUCAUCGGAUCGGAGUGUGUGUCUAACCUGGCUGGCGUAUUUUUUUUUCUCAUUUUCCGUCUGCUCGCGGGACUUUGGUUUGCUUGCUAAUCUGUGGUAUAUUUUUUACCAGCCUUUUGUUACUUUUUUUUUACUGAUAGGCUCGUUUUGCAGUGGAAAUCUUUGUGCAGGGUCGAAAAAACAAAGAAGUUGUGCAAAAUAGUUGAAGCAAAAAAAAAGGGCGAUCCUGUCUGUGUGUGCGAAGGAAAAAAUAACUUUCGAGACGAGUGCGGGGUGAAGUUUUUUUUGUGUAAGCACUGUAAAGUUAAAGCAGAAGCAGCAAGUGUAGAGCAGCGAAAGAGAGACGAAAAACAAAAUCAUCCAUCCAUUCAUCUGACCCCCGAGGCUAAAGGCUCCCUACAGAAGCAGUAGAGAAAAAAGGAAAACCUGUCUCGCAGCAGUAGCAAAUAAUGGCGAAAACGUACGAUUACCUGUUCAAGUUGCUGCUGAUCGGCGAUUCCGGUGUAGGCAAGACGUGCAUCCUGUUCCGUUUCUCCGAGGAUGCCUUCAACACGACCUUCAUCAGCACGAUCGGAAUUGAUUUCAAAAUUAGAACUAUCGAAUUAGAUGGCAAGAAAAUUAAGUUGCAAAUUUGGGACACAGCCGGUCAGGAACGUUUCCGAACGAUCACGACGGCAUACUAUCGGGGUGCGAUGGGUAUUAUGCUUGUGUAUGACAUCACGCAGGAAAAGUCGUUCGAAAACAUCAAAAACUGGAUUAGGAACAUCGAAGAGAACGCAUCCGCCGACGUGGAAAAGAUGCUUCUGGGGAACAAAUGUGAGCUGAAUGAGAAGCGACAAGUAACCCGCGAUCGAGGUGAACAGUUAGCAGUAGAGUACGGUAUCAAGUUUAUGGAAACUUCGGCAAAAGCUAGCAUUAAUGUGGACGAAGCAUUUUUCACACUUGCCAGAGAUAUUAAGUGUAAAAUGGAAAAGCGAAUGGAAGCGAACAAUCCUCCCAAGGGUGGACACCAGCUGAAAGCGUCAGAACAACCCCGGAAGGCACCGAGUUGGUUAUCGAAGUGCAAUCUAUUUUGACCUUGUAAUAGUCCUAUAAAUUAUUGUAACUUUUUUAUAUAACAUACUAAUAACGAUAACUAUUAUAAUGAUAUACUGUGUAGAAGAAUCGGGGACAAAACUGAAGAAAAAUCAGAAAAAAAACAUUGACAAAGGCACGCGAAUACACCCACGAAUUUGAAAACGCAGGAACGGCUACUUCUCCGACCACUCAGAAUUGUUUAUGAAGCAAAUGCUCACAUCAAGGUAUGAAAAAUUCGAUCUCCCAUAAAGAACAGAAACACAGAUUGGCUUUUUUAUGUUAUUUACACAAUGUAAAUCAUCCUACACAGGCGACCACCAAUUUUGAAGGUCAAUAAAAAAUACUUAUGAUGUAAAUUGAUAUGAGUGAUAGCACGGACAUGUACGGAACGAACACCCACUGAGGUCUAUAUGAAACAAAAACAAUUGUGUAGUAAGAAAACCAACACACCCAAACACCAUCCAUGAAACAGACAGGAAAAUAAUUCUACCGUUGAAUUGUCACAAUAUUCCUCGAAUAACGAUUUGAUGUAUUUAAAACUAGAAUACAUUGUAAUAACAACAAAAGAAUGAGACAUUCGAUCAACUCAGAUAGAUGGAAAACACCUAGUUGGGUGCUAGGCCAUUAGCCGUUAGUAGGACUACAUAUUCCAAAUUGCAUCCCGAUGGACCGUACCACCUUCUGUACUGGUAAGAUAGGCACAGGAUUUUAUUCGUCGCUCUUUGCGGAGCUUCUCCACUAUUCACGGUGUUCGACAAAUGAUGGGACAGCAACUUUUCGGAAGGGUACGGUUUGGGAAGAUCUUAGUUAUAAAAAAACAUCCCAUCAAACAUUGAAUUGCAUGCAGUGUGCACAGAGGGAACAAGAAAAUCACACAUUCUGCAUUCGAAAGGGUUAAACUCAUAAAUUCAACUGUCGUAACAAUUACGUGGAAAUAUGGAAACAAAUAAAAACAAAUCGUUAGCAAACAAGGUUUUGAAAUUGUCAUGAAGAUUUUUCUUCGCAAA